Drosophila subpulchrella is the source of this 627-nucleotide messenger RNA. RefSeq lists its product as uncharacterized. The transcript is spliced from 2 exons. The record is from RefSeq and is a predicted model, not a curated record. The coding region runs from base 1 to 627 and encodes 208 amino acids. NCBI's taxonomy places the organism in Eukaryota, Metazoa, Arthropoda, Insecta, Diptera, Drosophilidae.
AUGAAAGUCGUUGGGUUCGGUUGGUUUUUGGCUGCUACUUUAAUAAAACUAGCCGUUGCUGAUCCGAGUUCCUAUAUCACUGAAUACAGUUCGAGUCCGAAGAAAGUAGUAGCUGCCAUAAAACAUAUCCAUGUCUUUGGAGAAUCGAACUACAUGAGGGUCAAGGCCUACAUCCACGAUGAUCGCACCCACUUCGAUCUCUAUGUCCAGAUGCUCCAUGAGCUGGGCAGCAACCAUCUCAUAAUGAACAUAAAAGUUCGCGUUAAACCCGAUGGAACUAGCGUUUUCGUGCCAUUAUUCGAACUUAGGCGCAUGAACUUUUGUGAAUUUCUCAGCGAAUAUAACUCGAAUCCGGUGAUGCAUUUUAUGUUCAAGAAAAACAUCAAUCUGAUCGAUAUCAUCGUGUGUCCCGUCCGCGUGGGAAACUAUUCCUUGCUAAACUCCGAUGUGGCUGGAAGUAUGCGGGCGCAAGGUAUCCAUAACGGCACCUAUAAGUUCUUUGCCGAAAUCGUCGAGGAAAUCGGAGAGAUUGCCAAAGUUUUUGCCCUACAAGUCACUUCGAUGGUGUAUAUUGUAGACAAGGAACUGGAGUGCCAAACUGGAAGAAAUGCUAUAGUUUGUGUGUAG